Messenger RNA from Salvelinus sp. IW2-2015, 1456 nucleotides. The record is from RefSeq and is a predicted model, not a curated record. Lineage: Eukaryota; Metazoa; Chordata; Actinopteri; Salmoniformes; Salmonidae.
ACUCAGCUCAACAGUCUCCAGUCUACCAACUGGUCUCUGAAAUAACUAUUUAAAUCAGUCUGUCCUGACUCAGCUCAACAGUCUCCAGUCUACCAACUGGUCUCUGUGGUGUACAGUCUUCAGGUGAUGAUGUGGGUAUUGAAUCAUCUCUCUACUCUCCUCCUCCUCUCUCUCCUUCCUCCUGCUCUCUCUCAUGUAGUGGAUAAGUUCAGUGAUGUUCCACGGUGCCAGAAGUUCUUCCUGGAGGGGACAACUCCAAAUCUCCCAGGUAUUUUGGUUGGUGGGAAAGUCCAGGACCAGAACCGCUACAAGCCAAUUUGCCAGUUGUUCAACAAGACAUACAGGUUUGCAACUCUGUACGACACGACCAACAGGAUCCCUGUGUUCUCAGCCUACACCUUCACUGGUAAUACAACGGGUCGACCAAGUCAGUCCUGGAUGAUCGAGCCUCAGCUUGAAGAUAUAAAUAACCAACGUGACAUGAAGGUGGAUAAUAAAGCUGUCACACACAACUUCCAGGCUGUGGAUGCAGACUACAUAAAUAACAACCUGGGUCUGGACAGAGGUCACCUUUUCCCAUGUUCGCACGUACCUGAUGAUGAAACCAUGAGAUCCACUUUCACCCUGACAAACGCCGUUCCCCAGGACAGCUCCUUCAACAGAGGCAGAUGGUGCAAAAUGGAGUGCAACGUCAGAAAAUAUAUUGUGGAGAACUGCAAGAAUAACAACAAGAUAGAGGCCUAUGUGGUGACUGGAGCAGUUCCCAACAUCACCAACAAACUGAACAACAGAGUGAACAUCCCAGAUAUCAUGUGGACAGCCUACUGCUGUAAAAACAACCUGGGACAGUGGGUGGCCGGAGCACACUGGGGGGAGAACAAAAAAAUAAAUACAAUCCAACCCGUGAAACGGAAAUAUCCAGCUCUGAACUCAAAUACAGGGAUGCACGACAUGUUGAACAAGUCAGGUGAUGACGGUGGUGGUGUCCAGGUGAUCCCAGAUCAGACCUCAAAUACCUUGGUAGGGCUGUAUGACAUGCUGAACAAGCGUUAUGGUAAUGGUGUCCAGCUGUUCCCAGAUCAGUGUCCAAAAGUUGAUAUUCCGAGAGCGCUUCUCCUCAAGGUUGGGGGGGAUGAACAGGAUCAUUGUGAAUAUGAUGACUGUGUCUGUUCCUCUGUGGGGGUCAAAGGUUAUUACCUACCUGUUGUAUUUGUUUCUGUGCUGGUGAUGAUGAUGUAGUGACAUAACCACCAGGAACCUGUGACAUCAUCAGGUCAAGCAGGUAAUAAUGGACCUGGUUUAGUCUGACCUGAGUUUCACGCUGUGAUCAACAUUCACUAUUAAUGACAAUACUUUCUGAACUAUCAGCACAGUAGACUACUGUACUACCCUGUUUAAUGUAGACUACUGUACUACCCUGUUUAAUGUAGACUACUGUACUACCCUGUUUAAUGUA